AUGGCUUCUACCAACUCCAAUGCUGGAGGUGUUGAAGGGAACAACUCCCAGGCUGAACUGGAAGCUUGUGUGCAGAAGAUUGACCUGAACAACUUGGAUGAGGAAAUGGCUGAAAAGGAACCUGCUGAAAACUCCCCUGCUAAGGACCCUUCAGCUGCUGAAAAUUCCAAGGAGCAGGAAGGGGAGUCUCAGGAGGAUGACAUUGAGCUGGAGGGCGAAGAGGAUAUUCUGCAUGCUGAAAUUGCUAAGCUGCAGGAUCACGCUGCUGAGCAGGAUACGCGCAUCCAGCAGCAGCAGUCUCUCAUCUCCAUGCUCAGGGGGGAGCUCUCUGACCAGGACAACAAAAUCAAGUACCUGGAAGUUGAGCUCAAGAACAUGAAGCACGAUGCGCGGGAGCAAGGUCACCAGCUGGCGCGGCAGACCUCAAAGAUCAACGAUCUGCGCGAGGCUUUCAACGCCCUUCGGAGGGAGACCAUGUAUCGCCCUGCACCGCGAGCGGACCCGCCCGCCAACUCUGCUAGCGGUCGCACCAACCCUUCUCGCUCUGGUGGUGCAGUGGGUGACCCCGGUCCUUCUACGCAGCGCGCUGCUGAGCCGAGCACGCAGGCCUUUGGCUCUCUGCCAAUCACCCUGCCGCCAUUCAUCCAUGGCAAGACGGACGUGGCUGCGUGGCUGUCGAUGAUGACCGACCUGUUCAAGGCGCACAAGGUCCAAGACGACGCUCGCGUCGUCGCUGCCACCACCGUGCUGGACCAGAAUGCACAGCGAGUGGUGUAUGGCAGCAAGAUCCAGGCUGAGGCGGAUAGGAAGCCGUUUGGCGGGGGCGACUCGUCGGGAACGAGCGGCGUGAAAGAAUCGAAUCAUGGCGACACGGUGCAGAACGGUUCAACGCGGCAGAAUGGUAGCACGCAGGCAGGGAACGCGGAGGAGGCUAUUCGCCGGGAGCGACAAAGGGGAGGAGUGUUGAUUUUCGGCGGGGGUUGCUCCCGUUGCACGGUGGGCGAGCUGUGCGCGUUCGAGAUCGCCGUCAGACCUCCCGCCAGAUGGGUCCCUCAUAGGGCCCGGCUGAGCCGGAUCGCUCAAGGGAAAAAGGAGUGGGCUAUGAAACAUACAGGCGGCGGCGGGGGUGGCAGCAGCAGCAGCGGCGCGAGGAUAGGUAUGGGUGGGAUGCUCGAGUCGUUGGUGGUGAGGCUGAUGGGGCCCGCAUUGGCUAUAGCGGAUGUGACUACAGAGGACGGUGACGUCACGCGCUGGCGAGUCACUUACCACGUGUGGGACGCUGGUGACUACAGCGUCCUCGUCCAAUCAGAGUGCGACAUGCUGGACUAUGCUUCUGACUACUUGCAUCGGGUCCGGAAGACAAAAUCGCAUGUCAUGGCCAAAUGGGUCCUCACUGUCCUCCCACCCACCAAACCAUCCACUGGACCAGUUCCCAAGCCAUCCACCGAACCAUCUACCGAACCAACCGUCGAACCAGUCACAAAUUCAUCCACGAAAUCAGCUACCAACCUAUCCACCGAGUCAGUUACCGCUGAGUCCCAACCCAGCAACAGGACCUCUCACGAUGCAACGUACGGUCCAGAUUCGCCGUGCGACCAUGCCAUCCACGGCCGGUGGCUGUUCAACACACAGAAGCGGGCCUACGAGUGGCAACUCUACCCCUGCGCGCACCCCCUCCCCCCUGCCUCUCAAUGGCUCUCCGCCCUCCAAUCCCGGGGUAUUUCCGAAAUCAACUUUGUCGGCGAUUCUCACGUGCGCUUUCUCUGUCACCACCUCUUCUUUUUCCUCACCGGCAAGGCCAAUGCAUCCAUUGUGAAGCUUCAUGAAUAUCAUCAGUUGAUCGUGCCACCCCCUAGCCCAGAUUUGCAGCCUCUGACGCUCAAUUUUUAUUGGAUCGGAGGGAUUUACAUCGAUGGGCCUUUUGGCUGCAGGUGUGUGUGUCUGUAG
Messenger RNA from Closterium sp. Yama58-4, 1947 nucleotides. NCBI's taxonomy places the organism in Eukaryota, Viridiplantae, Streptophyta, Zygnematophyceae, Desmidiales, Closteriaceae. The record is from the annotation of a GenBank genome assembly.